UGAAGAGGAUGAAAUAGAAUCAGAUACGCUUGCUCCCAAACAUACUUCCACAGGACUGCUCUGAGAAGCCACUUUCCCUGUCACAUUAAUGCUCUAAAGCAAAAUCACUCAUCUCUAGCAUUAUUGAGGAGGGUUUUGUAUUUCUGAACUCCCCCCAUCCCUCCCCCUGUGCCUCAUGCCCUUCUAGGCUGUAGCCCUGCCAGUGCCUUAAUACUUUUUAGAAGGGGAAAAAAAUGAACGGGGAUGUGGAGAGAAGCCUUUGAAAGGAGAAAAGUGGAAAUCUCCAGGAACUGAAGCAGGCACAGAGUUCAGACAGGAGUGUCUGUAGGUUGGUAGCUGUAUGAUGAUCAUGGCUGAAUGUUUCCUCCACAGAGAGAGAUCUUUGGCAGUUUGAGCCUCCGAGAUCAGUGCCCUGCUAAUGCCAGCUGUACAGUAGCACAGUCUCCAGUAGCACAGUCUUAAUCCUGGUCUCCAAGUUCCUGGUGCUUCUAUUGCCAGUGACCAAUCUGAUUGUCCAAAGGUCAUAGGUGCAUAGAUUAUAAGGUCAGAAGGGAUCCUUAGAUCAUCUUCUAGUCUGACCUCCUGUAUAACACAGGCCAUAUAAUUUCACCCAGCUCCCUCUGUAUUAUGUCCAGUAACUUGUCGGACAAUGCCGUAUUGCCCCCUAUAACACAACAUCAUUGCAGCACUUCUAUCCUCUCCCUCAACCAUCCCAAGGAAGAUGUUUGCAAUGAUGAUUCCAAACUGGGAAGAUACUGUAUGUCAGCAGCAACACCGCACAAGGUGGCGGUUGCACUGGAUUCCAGCCUGCCCGAGUCACACCAUGGUGAGCAUCUGGGAAAACAAAUGCCACAACCUGGUUACAGAGGUAGGGACUGGUGCUGUUCUCCGGGGCUCUCCUGGCUCAAGAGCCUGAGUGGCCACUCCUUCUACUAUCCAGCCCUUUGUCUAGUUGAUAAUCACUUUGUAGCUUGGAAGGCUGAGAAAAAACAAAACCAUUUGCUCUUGUUCUCCACUAAUAUGGUUGUCUCUGUAAAGCUACUAUUUGGCUUUUCAGUGUCAGGUUGCCACUGAGACCUUUCUAUGACUUGGGGUUAGAAGGCCCCUUUAUUAUUGUGACUUUUCACAGCAGCUAGCCCAUGUGGUACCACCAUCAUACUCUCACCAUGGUUCUCAGAGAGAUGGACUCUUGUACUGUUUUUCCUUAGUUUCUUCUCUCAGCUUUCCAGGGCCACACCCCAACAGUCAUGGUAGCUACCUGAUUCUCUUCAGCCCUCUGCUUUCAUCCUCCCCACUGGCGACAGGUAUGGCUCCUGAUCAGUCAUCAGAUUGACAGCAGGUCUGGUACGAUCCUGCGGAAUGCAUUCCAGUCAAAUGGAGUGGCCAGAGGUCCAGAGAGCUAUUCUUUGCCCACUCUGCUUGCUUGCUUGCUGCUCUCACCUUCCAAGAGGCUUUGAGCUUGUGUUCAGUAGAAGCUGCCUCUGCUCCUUGUUCCUUGUGGUUUUUUUAAGCCUGUUGCUUUCCACUUUUCUUUUUCUUAUUUUCCAUUUUUUUCCAUUUAGAGGGGGAAAAAUAUUUAUCAGAUUGAGAUGCGCUAAUUAAAGCCAUUUUCUGGUAUUUGGUUAAUGGAGUGUUUGAUGUCUCUCUGACAAGACCAUGAAAUGCACGGAGCGUCCACAGGGACGGAAUUUGCUGAACACGGCGCUUUGUAAAUGAGGGGACACAGUGUCGCAGCAGCUCAUGAAUAUGAAACGCCCAUGAUGCUACCUCGGUGGACUUGGGAACACAGAUGAAUCCUGUCAUGUGCUAAAUGAGACCAAUUUCUUUCACUUAACUUCAUCUUCAAUCAGACCUUCUUCCAUUUGCCUGUUUAAAAUUCCCCAAACGUGAUGCAGAAGGUAAAAGCAUUCAGUAAAAUAAAGUUUUGCAGCAGCAGAGAAAUUAUAAUUAUCCCUGGUUUAAGUUGCAUGCUCAUAACAUGUAAAAUUAAGUUAGUUUCUGUCAUUCUUUAAGUGAGGAGCCUGUAAUUCUGUGCGUUGAGGAUAAACAAACCUGUUUUGAAGGGGUCAGCUUGCCCCCAAAGCUGCCAUACUCUGGGUAGUCUUCACUCUGUAGUCUCAGUCGUAGCAAAGGUGUGCAUAGCAUUGUGUGGUCACUGAAGAUGCCUGCAUUGCUGCUGUGCGGAGCUUGCAUUCUGAACUGGCCACUGAAAAUGUCACGUGACUAGGGGGAGAAAAUCCUCAUUAAGCAUGAAUUGCGAGAUUUUUAGUGUGACUCUCAGCACUUGGAGUUGUGAUUCCAGAGAGAAUGGCUGUGCAGCUCUAGGGGGCCUACAUUAAAAGGGGAGGGUUAGUGGCUGUAAAAGAUGUACUUUAACUGAAUCAGUGUUGGCACUGGACUGGCACCAAGGAGACAGGGCUUCCAAUCCCAGCUCCGCCUGACCUGUCUGGCCUUGGGCAAUCCACGUCUCCUCUCUGAAUUUGUUUUUCCCCCAUCCACUUUGUCUUGUCAAUUUAGCCUGUAAACUCUUUGGAGCAGGGACUGCCUUACUGGGUGUUUGUACAGCACCUAGCACAAUGGGGCCUCGGUCUCAUUUGGGGCCUCUAGGUGCUGCUGUAAUACAAAUAACAAGCUGGUGUGACUUGCAUGUGGAGGAGGAAGGUGCAGCAGGAAAAGCAACGGCCAGGAGUGUGAAGGCUGUAAGGUAAAGUGGGUUCUUACCCCUCCUAGCAGUUGCUUUUCCUGCCUCUACCUCUCCGUCUAUCUCCUCUGCAGAUCAGUUACCUGUGUAAGAGGCAGAAAGGCAGAUGGUCACAGGUACCCAGCCUGGACUACGGCCAUCACUAGUGUCUCUUGUUUGUUAUAUCUUAAAAAGCACUCUCCCCUGCUAAUCAUUCAAGUACCCAGUCUGAGUAAGCAUGUGUCCUCCUUCCCUUCCGAACUCCUACUUUCUUACACCAACUUGCCUCACCAUAACUUAGAUGCAAUGAUCUUUAGGGUCUGGAUUGUUUCUUAUUCUUUUGUGACCAGUGCCUAGCCCACUGCCAGCCCUGACCAGCCUGGGGUCUCUGAUGCUCUUGUCAUAGAGAUAAUAAUACACUUUAUUAGCUAUUAACAAGACUUCUACAUUUGGUCUAGGAAAUUAUAACUUAGCUGUUAACUAUCACUUGGGGCUAGUGCCACAGUAGUUCUGGGUUUGAUGAGCUUAGUUUGAAUUGCCUCCAAGAGAGAGCUCCUGGCUCCUUGGGAAACUUAAAAUCAGACUAGAUGUAGGUGUGGAGAAUAGACCACAGGAAACAGUUCUGUGUUGGCCAGCAUGGGGCUCAAAUAUUUAUUUUCCAUCUCUGCCUUGUUUGAUUCCUGGGCCCAGGCUGGCAUGGUCUGAGGAAGAGGAUGCCAAGGGAAAGUGCUUUAUGUUACUAUUUGAUCCCCUUUAACCAAACUGAGGUCUGAAGAGGAGUCCCAUCUAGGUUUCCUUAAGGUCACUCUGGGAGCAUGGGGGGCCUUGAGUUGUUUUCCCUGACUUCCAGAAACCCAUUUCUUCUGUUUUCUGUCUGUAAAACGUUACCCAACGUAUGCCUCUUCCACUCCUCUUCCUCUUUCUUCACUGAUUUUACCAGAAGGAAAACUGGGUGUAUUUUAACUGGGGAGGAAUGAGUGCUCCUUUUAAGAGCAGGGUACAGUCGAACAUUCUCCAUGGUAUCACAAAACUGAUACCAGAGGAACUCUGGUGGAGGCUGUGGUUGAGGGCGGACCUGCAUGAGUUACACUAAAGGGGCCCAGAGUCUAGUUGGGAGACCAAGUGCUAAGAGAUGACUUGUACCUAAUUUUAUUAUUAUUCUUUGUUUGUUUUUGUUGUUGGUAAUUGGCAUUUGAUUUUACAUUAUCUUUAUGCUCUGAGUUCUGGGCCUGGGAGGGAAGGGUGUGCUAUAGGGGGAGGGAAAUCCCCUGCUGGAGCAAUUCUAUCUGGGCUGUAACAUGGCUGGUGUGGUCUUCACCCAGCUGCAAAGACUUGUCUGCAAUAUUUUAUUGAAAUUGGCAGAUGUUAGAGAUCAGGAAACUGCCCUUCCUUCUAAAACACAGCUAUGCGUUGUGAAUCUGUUUGUUUCCAGAUUGUGGUGCCGUUCUUUGUUCUCUGUUUCAUUUUACAAUGUGCAGGCCCUUCAGCGGCAUCAUUGCAAUGAUGAUGUUUUUGUGUUUGAUAAGAUGUUCCCAAUUCCCAUAUGCACAUGCUGGAAUGCGAUUCCCAGCUGCUCUUCAAUGUGUAUAGACGUUAUGAAGCCAUGUACGAGGCUCAUAUGCAAAGGCCCUGAUUUCAGAUAGAUUAUAAUGUAGACAGAAAAUUUUACAACAAGAUUCCAUAUGGAAAAAUCAAAGUUAAUUGAUUUGGUGGAAAAGCUCUGAAAUAUAGACACUCUGUAGGAGGCAGGACCCAGAGAAUCAGGGAUAGCUGAGAGAGACCAGGAUGAUAUGGGCAAUACACUAUCUGGGAGAUUUGCAGCUGCUGAAAUAAGGCCAGUGCAGUUUCUGGCUGUGUGCGCAUGGGUCCUGCAUUGUAAGACAGAGAGGACAUAGUCCUGCAAAGAUUUACUUACAUGCUUAACUUAACAUGUGAGUAGUUUCACUGAAGGUGAUGUGAAUGCUAAAAGAUAGCAUGUGUUGGCAGUCAUAGCACAGCCAUGGGGUGGAACUGGAAUAUUGCAAUAACUUCUCAGCAGUGUUACCAGAAAGAUAUUGGGAAAACUGUAGUAAGAUCUGAGAAGAGCAACAAAAAUGAUCAGGAAGGUGGGUGGCUUGAGUAAAAAAGAUGCUUGGCUAACUGAUGGCAAAGGCAAUGCUGUGAUGGUUUACAAAUAUGCAAAGAGUGUGAACAGAAAGAAGGGAGCAGAAUUAUUUAGAGUGGCACAACAGGGAUGGGGCAGGAGAGGAGGAAAUUACAAGUAGUGGGUUGAAAUUUAAAAUUUUUUUUUAUGCUGAAUAGCAUUUAAAUCUGGCCAGUGGGAUCUGUUAGCCUGGGAGCUGGGGAUGCCCCAUAGUAUAGGACAUUUCAAGGUAAACUGGACAUGACUCUACAUGGCAUACAAUAGGGAACAAUACUGCAUUGGCCACCAUAGGAUGGGCUGGUGGGAAACUAAUAGAGCACUUCCAUUUAUGUCUAAAUUCUACUGUCUACGAUUCUCUCAAAGUACCUACGUGGUGUUAGAGCCUUGAAUUCCUUGAGAGAGAGAGAGUUUCUACCUGGUAAAUUCACUGGCUUUCCGUAGCCUAUUUUUUUGAGAAUGCUGUGUGGCUGCAAUGCUCGGUAAGGGUUCAUUCCACUCCAGUUGCAGCCUGUGGGAGUCUUUCCAUGGAAUUCAUUGGAAGCUGGAUUUGGCCCUGUGUCAGCAAGUCUAGCAGCAGGAUAUCCAGUUUGUAAAACUCUAGGAUCCUGCAGGGUGAAAGAUCCAUCAUUGAGCUGGGUCUGACAUUUGUGGCCCAUCUGCAAGAAAAAGGGAGCAACAAAGCCCAAAGGAAUCCAAGAGAGCAAGACCCAACCGGAGAAGGAAUCAAAAUAAAUAAUGAAUGGGGAAGCUAGGCUGUUGGUUAGCUGAUAGAGGGAGGGAUCCUGCAGGGGUUCAAACACCCUCAAAUCCAUUGGAGUCAAAGAGGAAUGAGGACACUCAACUCCUUGCAGAACUGGAUCCUUUCUGCAUGUGACACCAAGAGUGCUGCUCAGUAGAGGAGUGUAGAAAUGCUCCCCGUUAGUUUUACAUUAAUUUCUAUUAACAGGGGAACAUUUUUCAUCAGUGUAACAUCCAGUUCCAGUCUCUACCCAUAGAUUUGUGUGUAUCUUCGCAAAUGUCUCUAGCAAAGAAUAGGCUAACUUUCAAACAUCUUUGAAAGCCUCCAGCUCCCCUUAACCACUGAACUGCUGAGCAGCACUUCAGACAAUCCGAGAAAUUAGAGACCCAAAAGACCCCCCAGGUUUCAUCUAGUAUGGCCAUCCCCUUGCUUCUGCCCAUGCAGGAAUGUUCCCUAAUCCCUACAGUCACUCUCCAGGGUCUUGCCAAGUCCUGCUUUUAAAUGACUGUAGCCAUGGGAAUCUCACAUUUUCUGAUGGGCAGUUAGAGAUGUCCCCUUAGUCCAUUUUGCCUGUGAUUCAACAAAACUUCUUUUCUGUGCUCAGCUUCAUCUCUUUACUUGUAAGCUAAUCCCCGCAAACCAGCCUACACAAUUUGUCUCUUCCUUACUCUUUGCCCCUUAUCCACAAUGACUCUGCCCCCCAUAGCUAUCACUGGGCUGAGCCCUACAUAUUCAGCUCUUAUAAUCUCUCCCUCUAAAUCAGUCACUCCGUCAGCUGAAUCGCUUUUGUUCUUUUGUCCCUUCAUUGCACUUUGCCAGCAGCUGGGAGCCCCUGCUGGGAAGAAUCAGUGCAAUGGCAGCUUCCGCUGUGAGAGCGGUCAGGGCUCCGCAGCGAGCAGAACAGUAACAGGCCAUUGUCAAAUGGCGCAGUGACUCAGUGCUAUGGAAUUGCCAGCCUUUGCCUUCCUCUGUCUCAGGGAUGGAUCAGGCCAAGUUGCUACAGUUUCCCUGCAAAGGUCUUUAUGAAGUUUGCUGCAGCCAGAAAGCUGUUCCAUAGGCACCUAUUUGUUGGGUGGUUGGGGAGCUGGAUGGCACGGCUCUGCUGAGAUCAUCCAAGCUGUCACUGCCUCUCGCUGCAGCCUCCAUCCUCCUCAGCCCUUUCAGCAGGCAGCCAAUUAGAGAGAAAUCCCACUGUGUGGCUAGCUCCAAACAGCCAUCUCGCCAAGGCCUGGGCUGACCCAGACUCUGCUGCAGAUGGGCCAGCGCUGUCUCCUCUGGCCGGGGAAGGGGAGCUGGGGGAGCCUGUAGCGAUGCGGAGUGGACAUGAGGCAGGAGCAGUGCCAUUUGGAGCUGUGGGAGGCUGCACAGCACUGACAGGAGGCAGGAGGAGGAAGCUGCUCAAGAAGGCCCGGUCUUGAGCCCCAAACUCUUCAGGUGGGGCUGUCUCUCCAGCUCCUGAAUAUUCAUCUCAGCCUGGGCUGCAAAAAGGGUAGAGCUAGAAAUAGCCAACUGCUGCAUUCCAACACUAUAGCAGCAGUGCUACAGAUGGAGCCAGGAGCAGCCUGAUUGCUCAAGCCCCUGGCAUGCCUGCUUCAUUCAGAUGCCAACUGGGUGAAGAAUCUCCAGAGAGCGGAGCCAUUCAGCUCCCCAGCUCCAGGGACAGGGGCCCCUGGAGCAGUCUUCUAGCAAACCAUAGGCCUUUAAAGGGACACUACACUAAGGGCUUGGCUACACUUGCGAAUUACAGCGCAAUAAAGGAGCCCCAGGCACACUAGCUCACUACCUGUCCACACUGGCAAGGCACGUAGAGCGCUCUGACUCCGCGGCUACAGCAUUGCUGGUACUCCACCUCGGCGAGUGGAAUAACGUUUGCUGCGCCCCCUCUGGAGUGCCGUGGCGCCAGUGUGGACGCCCUGGUCCUAUAGUGCGCUCUGAGCGGCCUCCAGAAGUGUCCCACAAUGCCUGUUCUAGCCACUCUGGUAAUCACUUUGAACUCUACUCCCCUGCCUCAGGUGACCAACUGUCAGACCCGCCCUUUAAAUUCUCUGGGAAUUUUGAAAAUCCCCUUCCUGUUUGCUCAGCAAGGGGUGGAGUGCUCUCAGCGAAUCUUUCCAGGUGACCAUGCCUCCAUGCGCCAGGCGAUCCCCGGUAUGGAGCAAUAGCGAGGUGCUGGACCUCAUCAGUGUCAUCAGGGAGGAAGCUGUCCAGUCCCAGCUGCGCUCCAGCCAUAGGAAUUACAAUACGUUUGGGCAGAUAUCAAGGGACAUGAUGGAAAGAGGCCAUGACCAGGACGCACUGCAGUGCAGGGUUAAAGUGAAGGAGCUGCGGAAUGCCUACUGCAAAGCCCGCGAGGCAAACAGCUGCUCCGGUGCUGCCCCUGCGACCUGCCAUUUCUACAAAAAGCUGGACGCAAUACUCAGGGGUGACCCCACCUCCACUCCAAGUACCACCAUGGACACUUCAGAGCCCAGUUCAACAAGGCAGGGGGAGGAGGAGGAGGAGCAAAGCAGGAGCGAGGGUUCUGAGGCGGAGGAAGACACCCCAGUAUCCCUAGAUGCAUGCAGCCAGGAGCUGUUCUCAAGCCAGGAGGAAGGUAGCCAGUCAUGGCAGCCGGUGCUUGGGGAAGGACAAACACCAGAGGAGGUUCCCGAUGCAACCUUGAGAUCUCAGCCGUCUGUGUUAUCACUGGCCAAAAGACUCCAAAGAAUCAGAAAGAGGCCACGUAGAAGCAAGGAAGACAUGUUGCAUGAAGUAAUGCAGCAUUCAAGUAAUGAAAAUCAAAAAGUGCAGGAGUGGCGGGACAGUGAAAGGAGGAUCCGCCAGCAGAAUGAGAAGUGCUGGCACAAAAGUGUGGUGCUCCGGCAGCAAAGUACGGAUCAGCUGAUAAGCAUAAUGGUGCACCAAGCGGACUCAAUCCAGGCGCUCAUAGCCAUGCAGGCAGAGCACUACCGCGCCCGCAGCCCUUGUCCCAAAACUCUUUCCCUCGUGCCCCCAUGUCACCUCCAACCCACUUUCCCCAACAUCCAGGUUCUUACCACCACCAGCUGCCUCCAGCACCUAUAGCUUCACCACCCAGCCCUGAAAACUACAACCCUUACCCUCUGCACUCAACCCCCGAUCACCAUGCAGUAUAGCCAUCCUGAAGUGCAGCACUCAUUGCACAGAACUCCAGACAGGAAGGCUGAGUAUAACAGGACAUACGCAAAUCUGUGAUUGUACUGUUCCCGACCCCACCCUCUUGCCCUUUCUGUUUUCCAAGCAGUUGUAUUUCUUUUCAAUAAAUGGAUUUAUU
Messenger RNA from Caretta caretta (loggerhead turtle), 8854 nucleotides. RefSeq lists its product as uncharacterized. Lineage: Eukaryota; Metazoa; Chordata; Testudines; Cheloniidae. The record is from RefSeq and is a predicted model, not a curated record.